Paramecium octaurelia is the source of this 2096-nucleotide messenger RNA. The record is from the annotation of a GenBank genome assembly. NCBI's taxonomy places the organism in Eukaryota, Ciliophora, Oligohymenophorea, Peniculida, Parameciidae.
AUGACAAUAGCUCUGUUUCUUGCCUUAUAUGUAAAAACUGUAUUAACAGAUUUUGUACUUAUCUUGAAUCCUGACGAGCCAUUUGUUGUCAAGGAAUUUGACAUUUUAGAAGAAUAAUAUGAAGAUGAGGCAAUAUUAAGACAAGGUGCUUGGUUUUAAUACCUUCCCUUGAUUUCAACCAUUUAGGCACAAUCUAUAGGGAUCCUAGAUAGCAAUUGCUUUCAUUUAUUUAGUUCUGUAGGGAAAUACUCUUAAACUUUAAACAUGUUAUAUUAUGAUUGUUAAGAUCAUGAGUAAAUGACCAUCACUAAAUAUAUCAAAUUUAUGGGUAACGAUGAUUAAUAAUAUAAUUUUGAAAUAAGCAUAAACGUAUUUGAAUAUGAAAAUUAGUGGUAUUAUUUUGAAUUCAUAUUAUUUCUGUAAGAAAAUAGAUUUUAAAUAUUACUUAUUAAAAAUGAAGAAAUUUUGAAAAAUGACAUUUUGAAUGUUUUACCAUUAAAAGAUUAAAGGACAAUUUUAAAAAUUGGAGGUGAUCUUGUAGUUGUAGAUUCAAAAUUACUCAAUAUUGCCAAUGGAGAUAAAUUCGCUUCAUUCCCAGGCAAAAUUAAGGCAAUUGAUUUAUCAGGUUCUGUUGUUGAUUUUGUCGAUUCUGCAAUAUACUUAGGAGAACCUUGGGAGAAAUGUACAUGUGUAGCCAAUCCUAUAAGUAGUUUAAUUAACCAAGAUUAUGUUAAUCUUAUUACAUCAAUUUAUACUUCAAGAUUUCAGAAUUGCGAUUAGUUUACAUUUACUGGAUGGUUUAAGAUUAAUGAAAUAAUUCAAACUCAUAAUGUUCUUACAUAUUAAUUUAUUAAAUUGACUUCAAAUGUGUAAAAUAAUUUAUUUUAGAACCAAAAUAUAUCUCCUUUAUAACUAUUUUACCAGCUUUCAAAAAAUCUAAAUACAAUAAUUAUCACAACAUAUAGUUACACAUAUCCAUCCAUCACUUUAGAUUUUACAAAAGACCCAUUUUUAAUAACCAAAGAAUUCCAGAUUUUGAACAAUAUGUAGUUAUGGCAUCUCCUAUAUGUAAAAUUAGAAAGAGAAGAAUUUUCUGUCAAUCUUAAAUUUUUUGAGAAUAGGUAAAUUUACGAGUAUAAGACAUCAAUUGUUGUUAAGCAAUUUCAUUAAAUAUAUUUUAAGCUCUUUUUAGGCAAUUUACAAAAGUCCACCAAUAAUUAUCUAAAUAUUAUAAGUAGGAAUCUAUAUUUUUUUAAUUGUAAUAAAGAUUUUUAAUAACAAAAUUGCCACAUUUCAUGUGGAGAAUGUGAUGGUCCAACUUAUCAAGAUUGUAUAUCUUGUUCCAUAGAAUCAAAAAGAAUAUAUUUUCCAGAAUAUAAAUAGUGUAUAUGUCCAUAAGAUACUGUUGAUCAUGAUGAUUAAUGUUUAGGCUAUCCUGAUUUUGGCUUUUAGUUAAUUUCAGGUGAAGAAUAAAAUGAUGAGUGUUUGUAUGGACAAUUUGAGCUUAAUGGCUUAUGUUAUCAAUGGUAAUUUUUAAUAAUUAAAAUAUUAGUCCAGGAUAAAUAAAUUCAUAAAUUACAACUUGUUUUGAAUGUGUUUAAAAUCCAAAAGAUUGGUACGAUAACCCAUUUUGUAAUACAUUUGUGUACCUAAAUCAGGAUGGAAGAACGACUUCGUUAGAAUAAAUAUAUUACUAAUUUGCAGCUAAACCCUAUUUCAUUUUUAAUGGUGUUAACCUUGAACUUUGUUUGGAAUGUUAACAAUCAAGUCUUACAAAUUAGGAGAAUAUAAAUUAAGAUAUAGCUAAGAAAUAGGAAUUAUUUAAUUCAUUUUGUCUUUCUAAAAUUUCAGGUUAAUAAUGUUCAAAAUGCAGAAUUGAAUACUGCACGACUUGUGCUAUUUAAUAACAGGAUAAAUCUGUCUUUAUUGUGAGGAAUUCUCGAAAUUAGAAGAUGGUUAGUGUACCAUGGUUUCUCCAGGAAAGUUAAAAGAAAAUAAUUGUUUAUCACCGUAUUACAUAUCAUCAACAAUGGAAUGCAAAAAAUGCUCUAUUGAAAAUUGCAUUUAUUGUUUUGAAUAUGUGGUUGAUGAUUUGA